Messenger RNA from Annulohypoxylon maeteangense, 895 nucleotides. RefSeq names its product glycoside hydrolase family 61 protein. The transcript has 4 exons. Bases 68 to 742 code for a protein of 224 amino acids. The record is from RefSeq and is a predicted model, not a curated record. NCBI's taxonomy places the organism in Eukaryota, Fungi, Ascomycota, Sordariomycetes, Xylariales, Hypoxylaceae.
CUUACUUCAAUUUACUAGUAACCUCAACUCCAGGAAACAGAUUUGAACCAAUCUUCCGUAGAUCGCAAUGAAGAACGUCGUCGCUCUCAUCGCCACGGCGGCUCUCGCCGCCCAAGGUGUCUCCGGCCACUACAUCUUCCAGGCGCUAUCCAAAGGCACCGCCAAGGGUACCAUGUACGAGUUCGUCCGACGAAACUCCAACUAUAACUCUCCCGUUACCGACCUAUCCUCUAAGGACCUCCGAUGCAAUGUCGGUGGUGCCACCGGAGGCAACACGAGCACCCUAGAGCUGAACGCUGGUGACCCAUUCACCUUCACCCUCGACACAGCCGUGUACCACCAAGGCCCGACUUCCUUGUACAUGUCCAAGGCCCCGGGUACUGUUGAUGAGUACGACGGCAGCGGUGACUGGUUCAAGAUUAACGACUGGGCGCCUAUUUUCAAUGGCGGCUCGGCUUCCUGGACUAUGUCAGGCAGCUACUCUUACACCAUUCCCAAGUGUAUCCCGAGCGGCGAGUAUCUCCUGAGGAUCCAGCAGCUCGCCAUCCACAACCCCGGCGGCGUUCCUCAGUUCUAUAUCAGCUGUGGCCAAGUCAAGGUCAGCGGCGGUGGUAGCUCUUCGCCCUCGCCUACGGCCAAGAUCCCCGGCGCUUUCAAGGCGACCGACCCCGGCUAUACUGCAAACAUCUACAGCAACUUCCACAGUUACAUUGUCCCCGGUCCAUCUGUUUUCACCUGCUAAACGGGUAAUUACCUAAUUACCUAUCCAUGGCUUGCAUAGUGUUGUGCGGGAUUGUAACAGACGAAGUAGGGAAGUCUGGAUAUUACUCCAUACGAUGUAUCUUUAUAAGAUAGAUCACCAUGAAGCACAAUGAGCAUUCAUUAAUUUGUCAAA